UGAUUUACUGAACUAGAAACGUCCAACAAUGUCUGUCUUCAGAAAGUGGUUAAAAGUUGUAUUGGCUGAGGAAUUUCGAGUCAAAAGCCUAUUUCUGAGGUUUUCAAGUCCAGAGCUGUUUUCCGAAUCACCGUGGUUUCCAUCAUCGUUAUUCAUCAUCUAUCGUCUGGUUAUUACCGCGUGGAGUGUAAUUGUCACGGUGGAAAGCACGUUCGAAACGUCUAGUUAUUUAUGGCUGUUACAGUUGGAUAAUUGGAGUAUUUCCUUAAGUUGUUUGUAUUUCGUUCUCGCCACGCUCCUCCCGAUCUACUACGCUGUCAAGGCAUACAAAGAUCAAGAAAACAAAGAAAUCCCUGAGAAAACAGAGAAAAGUUACAUGGCUGACGAUGAACACGAGAAUGAAUGUGAGUUGUUGUGGACCGCUAACGAGGAAGACGAGUCGCACAGAGAACUGCCGCGCCGCGAGGACAGAUUACCGUGUUACCAUGCGGUACUCUGGGUCUUACAAACUCUGGUGGGAAACAGCAUAUUAGUUGUCAUCCUUUGUUAUGCCAUACUGGAAGAACAAUUUAACCAGUUAGAAUUUGCUAAGCUCCUGUCUAUCUUUAUUUUUAUGGUUGCUGAGGCAGUUUUCAGUUUCGCACCAAUCAGAUUGCUUCAUUUUCUUUAUUCGUAUGUGUUUUCUUUAACAUAUGUCCUUGUCGUUCUUAUUUACUACUUUCUGCUUCUCGAUAAGCUUGUUCCCGAGCUUCCUCGAUUCGUAAAAAGAAUAGACGACCCUCUCUCUUCAACAGUGGUUUUCAUGAUUUUGAUCGUUGGGCAGCCGUUGUUUCAAUUGCUAUAUUUUUCAAUCCAUAAGCUGAACUGUUACGUUUACUUCAAGUAUCAUGGUUAUUAAUGACUAUUAAUAACAAUAAGAGUGCAGUCACCAUUUUGUUACAAUCGAAAGUUAGGUGAGAUAAGCCACGCCCAAAAAUUACAUAGUACUUUCAAUAAGCAGGUUUGGAUAGUCUGUGGUAUAAGCUUUAGUGAGUAUCCCAAAGUCUAGUCGCGUCCCUUAGUAACAGAUCACCCAAGGUCUUUUGCUCUCAGCACAAACUGCACGUCAAGGGUUGAUCACAUGUACUUGGCAGAAACAGUGGAGCCACUGGUGCAAAAUGCCCCCCUCUCCCCAUGAAUACUAAACGAAUACUAGCGACUCCCCUCCAGAACAUGGCUUUGAUGCUAGACAGUGUGUGCAUAUCUGAAACUCAGUGCUAAGCAAUUUAUGUCUUCUUUCGUAAAUAGACUAACAUUUAAACACGAUUUAGAAUACGUGAUUAGCGAGCCGAGUUUUGGCUCGUCUUUAGCUGUUUUGAGGAUAUAGCUCUUUGGCAUACAAAGCUUUGCUUUCAUGUCUAAAUUGAGCACUCUAUCUAGGAUGAGUUACUGCU
Stylophora pistillata is the source of this 1433-nucleotide messenger RNA. RefSeq lists its product as uncharacterized. Lineage: Eukaryota; Metazoa; Cnidaria; Anthozoa; Scleractinia; Pocilloporidae. Gene Ontology annotation, cellular component: membrane. The record is from RefSeq and is a predicted model, not a curated record.